AUGGGUUCCGACCCCCAGUACGCGAAAUGGCCAUUGCUGCCUCUUUCACAGCAUGUCUUCACACUCACAAACGGCUACGCCACCAAGAGUGCGCAACAAGCUUCUGUCAAGGCCCUGCAAGAUGCCAUCUCCCAGGAUAAGAUGGCCCCGUUUUACAAAUACCUCGCCCAUCCGCUCGACGGUGUCCUCAACACCGUUGGCGAGGGCGGCUCGACCGCUCCCGGAAGGCCUCUCAGUAGGAAGUCAAGCCUCGUUGGAAUGGUCGCCACUAAGCCUGCCGGUACGAACAUCAGCCUUCCUUGGGACGAAGGUCUAUACAAUCAGUUGAAGGAGGACAACGACCGCGAGCUGCAAGAGAUCCAGAAAGAAGAGGAUGACGCCAACGAGCAAGCUGGUGAUACUGAGGUCAUGGCUGCCCAGGGCAAAAGGGCAGAGUUCUGGGCUCGUGUUGGAGACAAGGACAAGGCUAUUACCACCUACGAGAGCAUCUUCGAAAAGACGGGCAUCCUGGGUAACAAGAUCGACCUGGUUCUCGCCAUAAUACGCAUGGGCCUCUUCUACGGCGACAAGCCUCUUGUUAAGAAGCACGUCGAGCGUGCCAAGACCCUCGUCGAUACAGGUGGUGACUGGGACCGCCGCAACCGCCUCAAGGCCUACGAGGGUCUGCAUCUUCUCACGGUUCGCUCCUACAACCUCGCAGCUCCUCUGCUCCUCGACUCCCUAUCCACCUUCACAAGCUACGAGCUCUGCACCUACUCCAACCUCGUCGUAUACUCCGUACUCGCUGGCUCGGUCUCCCUCAAGCGUGUCGAUUUCAAGUCUAAGGUUGUUGAUGCACCCGAGAUCAAGGCUAUUCUCGGUGAUGGGGAGGACAAGCUGCUUGCUCUUAGCGGCGCCCUCAGCGCCGGUCCAGGUGCUGACGACAGCCACGGCACGAAGCCACCCAAGUCGACUGCUGCUGUCAAUUUGACCACACUCGGCACCAGCACUGAGCAACCCGAGGCUGAGAUGGCCAUUGACUUUAGCCCAUUGGCGCUGCUCGUCAGCAGCCUGUACAAUGGAAACUACAAGACCUUCUUCAAGUCUCUUGCUGAGGUUGAGGAGCAGUUCCUUAACCAGGAUCGUUACCUCCAUGAGCACAAGAAUUGGUUCAUCCGUGAGAUGCGACUUCGUGCCUACCAGCAGCUUCUCCAGAGUUAUCGCGUUGUCGGCCUUGAGAGUAUGGCUAGCGACUUUGGAGUUACUGUCGACUUCCUCGACCGUGACCUCGCUCGCUUCAUUGCUGCUGGCCGUAUCCCCUGUACUAUCGACCGCGUGACAGGCAAGGGUGUCAUUGAGACCAACCGCCCCGAUGACAAGAACAAGCAGUAUCAGGAUGUUGUGCGCCAGGGCGAUCAGCUCAUCACAAAGCUACAAAAGUACGGCCAGGCCGUACGAUUGAGGGGUAGCGAGAGAGCAUAG
Molecule: messenger RNA, 1461 nt
Organism: Fusarium sp. VM40
Lineage: Eukaryota; Fungi; Ascomycota; Sordariomycetes; Hypocreales; Nectriaceae
Source: the annotation of a GenBank genome assembly